UAUCUAUCACACGACAUAUUAAAAUCUUAUCUCUCAUUUUCUCUCUCUAACUUUCUCUCUCAUCUUCAACGUACCAACACUUCGAUCUAAAGCUCGUUAAUGGCGUAAAUCCUCUCAGAUCUGAACCUAUUUCACACACUACACACACUCACAACCUCACACCACCAUCCACCGCCUCACCGGCCACUUUUCCGGCAACCUUUUCCGGCGAUGACGUACUCGUUUCCAGAAGAAGUGCUAGAACACGUGUUCUCGUUUCUGACGUCACAAAACGACCGUAACGCGGCGUCGUUAGUGUGCAGGACGUGGUAUGAGAUGGAGCGGUGGUGCCGGAAGCGGAUUUUUGUCGGAAAUUGUUACGCUGUAAACCCUAGGGUUUUGAUUCGGAGGUUUCCGGAGGUGAAAGCGGUGGAGUUGAAGGGGAAACCGCAUUUUGCGGACUUUAAUUUGGUGCCGGAAGGUUGGGGAGGGUUUGUGUAUCCGUGGAUUGUUGAGUUUGCUAGGGUUUAUCCGUGGUUGGAGGAGAUUAGGUUGAAGAGGAUGGUGGUUACUGAUGAGUGUUUGGAGAUUGUUUCUAAGGCGUUUAGAAACUUCAAGGUGUUGAUUUUGUCGUCGUGUGAGGGGUUUAGUACUGAUGGACUUGCUGCUGUUGCUGCUAAUUGCAGAAACUUAAGAGUACUGGAUUUACGGGAAUGUGAAGUUGAAGAACUAAGUGGGCAUUGGCUGAGUCACUUUCCUGAUUCUUUUACCUCACUGGAAUCUCUAAACAUAGCGUGUUUGAGUUUGGAAGUUAGUUUCUCAGCACUUGAACGGUUGGUUUCCAGGUCACCCAAUCUGAAAACCCUUCGACUAAAUCGCACUGUACCCCUUGAGAAAAUAUCCAAGCUCCUACAGCGAGCCCCACAGCUCGCUGAUUUCGGUACCGGUGCCUACUCAGCUGAAAUCCGGCCUGAUGUUUAUUCAAGUUUACAAGAGGCUUUUUCAGGCUGCAAGAAACUUAAAAGCUUAUCAGGGUUUUGGGAUGUGGUUCCAGCUUAUCUACCAGCUGUUUUUUCCGUGUGUUCUCAGCUUACUUACUUAAACUUGAGCUAUGCAACUACACAAAGUCCAGAUCUUAUCAAAGUUAUUAGUCAAUGUCAUAAUUUGCAGCGUCUAGUGGUAUUAGAUUACAUCGAGGACAUGGGCCUAGACACCGUUGCUGUAACUUGUAAAGACCUAAGAGAACUGGUGGUUUUCCCAUCCGACCCGUUUGUAGCGGAUGCAAACGUACUCCUAACAGAAGAAGGUCUCGUUUCGGUUUCACAAGGUUGCUCAAAACUCCAAUCCGUCCUAUAUUUCUGUCGCCAGAUGUCAAAUUCCGCACUAAUUUCAAUCUCUAAAAACCGCCCUAACCUAACAUGUUUCCGUUUAUGCAUUCUUGAACCCCGCGCCCCUGAUUACCUAACAUUCGAACCCCUGGAUGUUGGUUUCGGUUCCAUAGUUGAAAACUGCAAAGAGCUUACACGCCUUUCAAUGUCGGGCCUUCUUACAGACCGUGUAUUUGAAUACAUCGGGAAACACGCUAAAAAACUAGACAUGCUUUCGGUAGCUUUCGCAGGGGACAGUGAUUUAGGUUUGCAUCAUGUCUUGUCGGGCUGUGAAAGUUUAAGGAAGCUGGAGAUUCGUGAUUGUCCGUUCGGUGAUAAAGCUUUACUAGCAAACGCUUCGAAGUUGUUGACAAUGCGAUCCCUUUGGAUGUCUUCGUGUUUUGUUAGUUUUGGAGCGUGUAAACUACUCGGUCAGAAAAUGCCUGGUUUAAACGUUGAAGUUAUCGACGAACGUGAAAAUCUGAAUUUGCUUCCCGAAAACGCCCCUGUUGAAAAAGUUUAUAUUUACCGAACGGUUUCUGGUCAAAGGCUUGACAUGCCGGAUUUCGUACGGAUAAUGGGUAAAGACAAAAACGGCGUGUACAAUCUUUCGUGAGGUUAUGUGAUAAAGGGUUGUGAUUUGCUGCUACAUUUGGAUAUUUGAUCCUCUGAUGCUGCUGCAUCUGGUGUAUGAGUUUGUAGAAUGUAUUUGUUGUAUUGAGUUUCUUUUAAUAAAAGAUUCUUGUAACACCAUAAUGUUUGUCACCAAACUUGUAUGUUUUACCCCUUGCAUCUUCAAAUAACAUCAAUAUUCAUAUUC
This is a messenger RNA of Helianthus annuus (common sunflower), 2166 nucleotides long. RefSeq names its product protein TRANSPORT INHIBITOR RESPONSE 1. Gene Ontology annotation, molecular function: protein binding. Gene Ontology annotation, cellular component: SCF ubiquitin ligase complex. The record is from RefSeq and is a predicted model, not a curated record. The transcript is spliced from 4 exons. Gene Ontology annotation, biological process: SCF-dependent proteasomal ubiquitin-dependent protein catabolic process. The coding region runs from base 211 to 1962 and encodes 583 amino acids. NCBI's taxonomy places the organism in Eukaryota, Viridiplantae, Streptophyta, Magnoliopsida, Asterales, Asteraceae.